UAAUAAGAUUUCAAAAGUUCAUCAUUGGAUCUUUGAUGCCGUCGUCUGUAUGACUAAUUAAACUACAAUAUAUCAGCAUCAACUGUAGGCACCAAGCAAGUUUGCUUAUGAGCGCACACAGAUUUGCAGCAAAAGCUAUCAGUUUUGAUCAUAUUGCAAUAAUGAAACUUAUUUGCACGAGCAAACAGUCGAGAUGCAGCCUUCAACCCCAAUCUACCCAAAAUCAUAAUGAUUUUCAGGGCAGUUAGUGUCACUUCUAGGAAAUUAUAGGACUGUUGUUAUCAAACAACCACAUCUCAAUCAAGAUAUUCUGAGCGAGCGGUAAUCUGCCAAUAAAUGGCGCUUAGCUUACAAUGCAAAAAGGAUGUUACAUAGCAAGGGCCUGCCUUUUGGAGAGCGUAUAUAUAUACACAGCAUACAGCUGAGAGAGGAUCAGGUAUAGCUCUGGCCUUCAGACCACUAAUCUUUUGAGAAAUCCAAGCAAACAGACAAAAUGAUGAAGACACUUCUGCUGCUCGUCUGCACUGUAUUCGUCUCGGGUUUUACGUUGAAAGGCACGGAUGCAAUACAUAAGACUGUAUUAAAGGAGCUUGUUACUGAACUGGAAGCUGUGUUAGUCAAUCCCCCAAAAGAGACAAAGGCAAAAGAAGAAAUCUUCCUAGUAGAUCUGGAGAAAAAAGGAAGUGGCAUGAAGUGUGAGCAUGAUUAUUUCUGUCAGGCUGAGGAGGAGAUGGUGAAAAAGGUUUCAGGCCUGUCUGGUGUCAAAUUUGACCCUUUCCGUACCGACAAGAAACUUAUGAGGAACUUAAACACUUACAACCACCAAGACGGGAAAAACUGCAAAAAAGAGAUCAGGAGUCACUCUGCUGAUGAAGACCAAGAGGAAAUCACUCUGGAUGUUUUCUUGAAAGAUCUCUUGAAGUGUGUCAAGCAUGUAAAUAGCCAAAAAAGCCCAAGGCCAAGUUAAUUUAUGAAGGAUCAUAUUUAUUUUUGCCUUUAUCUUAAAAUGUUCUACCUGAAGACAAUUUAACAGAUAUAUUUUAUUCUUAAAUAUUGUCUGCUAUUUUUAACUUAUAUUUUUUGGCCUUUUAUGCCUUAAUUUGUAAAAAAAAAUCAAGGAUAGAAAGUGGUUGUGAUGUGUGUAAGUGUUAAGGCUAUCUCUGCUGUAAGGUCUGGUGGUUUUGUGGGGGGCGGGGGGGUUUAUGUUUUUUAUUAUAAUUAUGUUGUGAACUACAGAUUGUCUGUGAGAACUUGUAAUUUGUGAUCUGCUACUUGCUGUAAGUCAAAUAAAU
Messenger RNA from Danio aesculapii, 1292 nucleotides. It is a transcript of the gene il13, whose product is annotated as interleukin 13. The record is from RefSeq and is a predicted model, not a curated record. The transcript has 4 exons. Lineage: Eukaryota; Metazoa; Chordata; Actinopteri; Cypriniformes; Danionidae. The coding region runs from base 494 to 967 and encodes 157 amino acids.